AUGAGUGCAAAUCCCAGCACUAGUCACACCGGUGGUGGUGGUGGUGGUGGCGGAAGUAGCUCCAGCGGUGGGCCAUGUGGAGCUUGCAAGUUCUUAAGAAGGAAGUGUGUUGCAGGCUGCGUAUUCGCACCAUAUUUCGAUUCGGAACAAAUAGGUACAGCCCAUUUCGCGGCGGUGCAUAAGGUGUUCGGAGCCAGUAACGUGUCGAAGCUCCUCCACAAUAUUCCGGUGCAUAAGCGGCUGGAUGCGGUGGUGACCGUAUGUUAUGAAGCUCAUGCCAGACUCCGAGACCCUGUCCAUGGCUGCCUUGCUCAUCUUUUUGCCCUUCAACAACAGGUGGUGAAUUUACAGGCUGAGGUCUCCUAUUUCCAAGCCCACCUAGCUACCCUACACCUAGAGGUUCCACCUACACCACCGGGAUUUUGCACCGCCAAUCUCCCAACCACCGCAUCUCCUCCGCCCAUCUACGAUUUGUCGCUACUUUUUGAUCCCAUGAUGCAACCACCAGCUGCAAGACAGAUGGAUCACCAUCAACUCAGUGCUGGCACCGGCGGAGCUCCACCGCACCAAGGUGGUGGUGGUGAUCUUCAUGCGCUAGCUAGGGAGCUUUUGCAAAGGCAGAGUACCAUGGCUUCUGAAACUUCACCUUUGCCACCACAUAGGAGAGGAAAUCAAAGACUCUGA
Molecule: messenger RNA, 684 nt
Organism: Cynara cardunculus var. scolymus (artichoke)
Lineage: Eukaryota; Viridiplantae; Streptophyta; Magnoliopsida; Asterales; Asteraceae
Product: LOB domain-containing protein 18-like
Exons: 2
Coding region: 1-684 (227 amino acids)
Biological process (GO): hormone-mediated signaling pathway; positive regulation of DNA-templated transcription
Cellular component (GO): nucleus
Source: RefSeq, a predicted model, not a curated record